Rhincodon typus (whale shark) is the source of this 452-nucleotide messenger RNA. RefSeq names its product apoptosis-resistant E3 ubiquitin protein ligase 1-like. Gene Ontology annotation, molecular function: ubiquitin-protein transferase activity. The record is from RefSeq and is a predicted model, not a curated record. The transcript is spliced from 3 exons. Lineage: Eukaryota; Metazoa; Chordata; Chondrichthyes; Orectolobiformes; Rhincodontidae. The annotation marks the transcript as partial. Gene Ontology annotation, biological process: protein polyubiquitination; positive regulation of protein catabolic process; proteasome-mediated ubiquitin-dependent protein catabolic process.
UUGUUUGGUUGUUUAGGUGCACCCGAACCCAGACCGAUCACCUCAUCUUCGACUAAAAUUGUAUGAAUUUGCAGGAAAAAUAGUUGGGAAGUGCUUGUAUGAAUCUGCUCAGGGUGGAGCUUACAAACAGCUAGUCUGUGCACGCUUUACUCGUUCAUUCUUGGCACAAAUUAUUGGACUCCGGAUGCACUAUAAGUAUUUUGCAACAGAUGAUCCAGAAUUCUACAAGAGUAAAGUAUGUUACAUCUUGAAAAAUGAUGUGAGUGAAAUGGACCUCGUUUUUGCUGAGGAAAAAUACGACAAGUCGGGACAUUUGGAGAAGGUUGUAGAACUGAUAGCUGGAGGUGCACAGAUACCAGUAACCAAUGACAACAAGAUAUUCUACCUGAACAUGUUAGCACAGUACAGAUUGGCCAGUCAGGUGCGGCAAGAAGUGGAGUAUUUCCUUAAAG